Messenger RNA from Sorex araneus (European shrew), 1053 nucleotides. It is a transcript of the gene GGACT, whose product is annotated as gamma-glutamylamine cyclotransferase. The coding region runs from base 173 to 622 and encodes 149 amino acids. The transcript is spliced from 2 exons. Lineage: Eukaryota; Metazoa; Chordata; Mammalia; Eulipotyphla; Soricidae. Gene Ontology annotation, molecular function: gamma-glutamylaminecyclotransferase activity. The record is from RefSeq and is a predicted model, not a curated record.
GCCUUUGUGCCGGGCACACAGUGUCCCGGGGCUGCAGCCAGGGCCCGGCCAGCGGGGCGGUGGGGGGAUACGCCCCCUCUCUCCGGGCCGGCUGCACCCCAAGCCCACUGUCCCUGGGCUCCGGUGCGGACUCGGGGCCGGGCCAGUGCAGCCGGGAAGCCGCGCGGGCGCCAUGGCGCGCGUGAUGGUGUUCGUGUACGGGACGCUGAAGAGCGGCCAGCCCAACCACGCGCUGCUGCUGGACGGCGCCCACGGCUGCGCCGCCUUCCGGGGCCGCGGGUGCACGCGGGAGCCCUUCCCGCUGGUGAUCGCCGGGCCGCACAACAUCCCCUACCUGCUGCAGCUGCCGGGCACGGGCCGCCGCGUGCGGGGCGAGGUCUACGCCGUGGACGAGCCCAUGCUGCGCUUCCUCGACGACUUCGAGGACUGCCCCGACGUGUACCAGCGCACCCCUGCCACCAUCGUGCUGGACGGCGAGCCGGGCGCGCCGCAGGAGACGCUGCAGUGCUUCCUCUACAGCAAGGCCAGCUACCCGCCUGAGUGGGUGGGCCUGCCGCACCACGACGACUACGACUCGCAGGGCGCGCACGGGCUGCGCUACAACCCGCGGGAGAACAGAUGAGCGCGCGCGCCCCGGGCCCAUGCGCGCCCUACGCGCCCUUGCGCGCCCCUCCGGCGGGCGCCCGCGCCGGGCUAACGGCCGCCACGCUGGUCACCCCCAGAUCUGACCCCUAACCUUAGUGCUUGCCGCUUUCAACGCGUGACCUGGGCUCGGGGGACGCGCGAAUGCCCGGGAGGAAGAAGGAAGUUAGGAUUGACAUUCCCCCGCAGCCCCCGAAAUGACAUCCAGAGAAACGCCCUUCUUCCCCUCUGCUGUCGCUGCCUUUUCUUUGAUUUUUGUGUCUGGUUUCGCUUUUAAUCUGAAGAUAACAUUUGAAAUGAACGCAAAGGCUGUGGUCGCAGCUGGAUUUUAGCAACUUGUAGCACCAAGGGCGAAAAAAAAUUUUUUUUUUUUAAUUUUUGGGGUAGACAAUAAACGAACCUCAAGACAAA